AUGAGUGGAUGUCCGUACUUUGAGAAGAGGCAUUUGUUAUUCAGAAACAAGCCUCCCACAACAGAAGAAGAGCAGGAGGAUGCCUCUCAGGCAGGGGUUAACAAGGCCAGUAAAGGAGGAAUCAUCUAUGGAGACUACCUGCAGCUCGACAAAAUAGUCUCAGCCCAGGUGUUGCAGAGCGAAGUCAAGGGUAAUAAGAUCCACGAUGAGCACCUCUUUAUUGUCACUCAUCAAGCUUAUGAACUGUGGUUCAAACAGAUUUUGUUUGAACUCGACUCAGUGCGAGAGAUCUUCAUCAGUGGACACGUCCGAGACGAACGCAACAUGCUCAAAGUCAACACUCGCAUCCACAGGAUCGUGAUGAUCUUCAGACUGUUGGUCGACCAGUUCGCCGUGUUGGAAACAAUGACAGCCUUGGACUUUUUUGACUUUAGGGAUUACCUGUCUCCAGCCUCUGGAUUCCAAAGCCUUCAGUUUCGGAUCCUGGAGAACAAAAUCGGGGUCCCGGACAACCUGAGGGUUCCAUACAACAGACGCCAUUACAGGGACAAUUUCAAGGGUCAGGACAGUGAGAGGCUGCUUGCCACUGAACAGGAGCCAACACUCUUAAAACUGGUCGAGGAAUGGCUGGAGAGAACUCCUGGCUUGGAGGCGGAUGGAUUCAAUUUCUGGGAAAGGCUGCAAAUCAAUAUAUUUGAUGGGCUGAAUCAGGAGAAGGAGAAAAUCGAGAAAAUAGCAGAUUUAGAGGAGAAGGAGGAACUGAUGGCUGAGCUGGUCAAACAGAGAGAGCUGUUCACGUCUCUGUUUGAUGAAAAGCGCCAUGACCAUCUCCUCAGCAAAGGUGAGAGGCGUCUCUCUUACAAAGCUCUCCAAGGUGCUCUGAUGAUCUACUUCUACAGGGAAGAGCCGAGGUUCCAGGUUCCUUUCCAGCUGUUAACAUCCCUCAUGGAUAUUGACACCCUCAUGACAAAAUGGAGAUACAAUCACGUAUGCAUGGUGCAUCGCAUGAUUGGCAGCAAAGCCGGCACGGGGGGCUCAUCUGGCUACCACUACCUGAGAUCCACUGUCAGUGACCGCUACAAAGUGUUUGUGGAUCUGUUCAACCUGGCAACGUUCCUGGUGCCUCGCCACUGGGUGCCCAAGCUAAAUCCCAACGUUCACACGUUCCUCUACAUGGCCGAAUGCUGCGACAGCUCCUACUGCAGCAGUGAAGACUCCGACUAG
Messenger RNA from Chelmon rostratus (copperband butterflyfish), 1224 nucleotides. RefSeq names its product tryptophan 2,3-dioxygenase a (gene tdo2a). NCBI's taxonomy places the organism in Eukaryota, Metazoa, Chordata, Actinopteri, Chaetodontiformes, Chaetodontidae. The record is from RefSeq and is a predicted model, not a curated record. The coding region runs from base 1 to 1224 and encodes 407 amino acids. The transcript has 12 exons. Gene Ontology annotation, molecular function: metal ion binding; L-tryptophan 2,3-dioxygenase activity; heme binding.